ACUGCACCAUUCAUAGCAGAACAACAAGGCAACCCACUUUUGCCUUUUCUUCUCUUGGUUCCCUCCCUUUCUUUGACAAGGGUCUGCCUCUAUUCAACUCUCAAGGCUCGUAUUGGUGUUUCCUGCUGAUUUGAUUCCAUAAAUUGACGAGGAAUGGUAUCAUUGCAUACGAAGUAUUGAGAUGUAAAUUUCCAUGAAAAAGUAUCACUCAUGGCCCUUUGGCAUAAUGGCUUAGAGAUUCCUUCCGCAUAGCAAAGACUCUCCAUUUACUUUUCAUCUCUUGUUGCUUCUCGCUGAUUAUUCCUUUAUUCUCAAAACUUCCCUUCAUUGUAGCUCUUUUAUUGCAUGCCACAAAGCACAGAAACUCUAAACAAAAUCUUUUAGUGCCAUAUAGAAAUGGAUGAAUUGGAGAGCCAAGUGAAAAUGCUUAGUAUAAAUAAUAAAGAAGUGAAAUGGAUGAAGCACUAUAGCAGUUGUCAUAAAAUACUACUGGUAGGAGAAGGUGAUUUUUCUUUUGCUGCUUGCUUGGGCAAAGCCUUUGGUUCUGCUGUAAACAUGGUAGCCACUUCUCUCUACACCGAAGUGAUCACGAUGCGGAAGUAUUCGAAAUCUGCAACAAACUUAACUGAGCUGGAGGAUCUUGGAUGCACCAUAAUUCAUGAAGUAAAUGUACAUAAUAUGAGAAAGCAUCCUCUCCUGAAACAGAAAUUGUUCGACCGGAUAGUCUUUAAUUUCCCAGCUACUGCUCUAAAAUGGAGUGAAUCAAACGAUCACCAAAUCGAGAAACAUCAGAGGUUGGUGAAGGGCUUCCUAAGGAGUUGCCAUGAUAUGUUAGAAGAGAAUGGAGAAGUUCACGUGACACACAAGAUCAAAGAACCAUAUUGUAAGUGGGAGAUUGAGAAAUUAGCAGAGGAUGUUGGGCUGUACUUGGUUGAGAAAGUUUGGUUCAGAAGAUCUGAAUAUCCAGGAUACGGUAAUAAAAGAGGAUCUGGUGCUAGAGCUGAUGAGACUUUUCCUGCUGGAAACAGCUAUACCUUCAAAUUUUCCAGGGCUACCUGACACAGAGCAAUCCCUCUGUAAAUCAACACUCUUAUUCCUCAAAUCAUUAUGCUUUUACUUUUUUCUUUGGCAUUAAUUGAUGCAUAGGCAUUUCCAACCCACCAAGACAGGCACACAAACCCAAAUUCCUGCCCCUGUCACUAAGUGGCAAUAACUAUUUUAAAUGUAUUAUUAUGAGAGAUUACUGAUACCAUAUAUAUAAUCAUGGCUGAAAUCCAAA
Populus nigra (black poplar) is the source of this 1279-nucleotide messenger RNA. RefSeq lists its product as uncharacterized. NCBI's taxonomy places the organism in Eukaryota, Viridiplantae, Streptophyta, Magnoliopsida, Malpighiales, Salicaceae. Gene Ontology annotation, cellular component: cytoplasm. Gene Ontology annotation, biological process: rRNA base methylation. The record is from RefSeq and is a predicted model, not a curated record. Bases 397 to 1059 code for a protein of 220 amino acids. Gene Ontology annotation, molecular function: rRNA (uridine-N3-)-methyltransferase activity. The transcript is spliced from 3 exons.